Messenger RNA from Capronia epimyces CBS 606.96, 2739 nucleotides. RefSeq lists its product as uncharacterized. Gene Ontology annotation, molecular function: DNA binding. Bases 1 to 2739 code for a protein of 912 amino acids. The transcript has a single exon. Gene Ontology annotation, cellular component: nucleus. The record is from RefSeq and is a predicted model, not a curated record. Lineage: Eukaryota; Fungi; Ascomycota; Eurotiomycetes; Chaetothyriales; Herpotrichiellaceae.
AUGCCUUUCAAAGUUCGAGAUAGCAGUGUCGAGCGACGGCGGGAAAAAAAGGAGACGGCCAGGCUAGAAAAGCCAGAAAGAGACCGGAAAGACAGAGAUCGGGACCGAGACAAGGACAGACAAGACAGACAAGACAGACACCGAUCCCAUCGCAAACUCUCGACCAAGGACAAGACAAACUCUAGAACAUCGCUGUCUCCCGCGGACAACAAGAGACGAUCUUCCAUGCCUGGGAAAAUUGAGGAUGGUCCCCUCACCAAAUCCGACUCCAAGUCUAGUCUACCAUAUCCAUCCUUCUCCAAGGAGCACAGCCGUGAAGCGGUGAGUGUUACCUCCCGGCCGGUCUUGAACGUGUAUACACCACCUGCAACAGAUGUGAACGCAUCAAAGGAUAGGCUGUCGACCUCAAAAUCGACCUCCGCAGCGUCCAACCGGGCUCCUCCCAGCCCCCCUCUGACCGAUCAGAACUCCGGGUCUGGGAAAUGGAGGUCCAACGCCGGCAAGCCCGUGUCCGUUGAAACAAUACCGGAAGAGAAGGUCUCAAGUAACGGUAGAGACCCAAAGAGCAAGGCCAGCUUGCGGCCACACUCUUCGAAGUCCAAUGGUCAUCUGCGCAGUACAUCGGAACUGGGAGCAGACGGCUUAUCAGCAAGGAAACAUCGAGAUACAGCAGGCUCGCCGCUUAAAGUGGUGACAGCAAAUCAUGCUGCUAUUCCCAUACGGUCAGUCAGUCAACCGAUCAGGAUCGAGUCGCCAGCCACGACAACAAGCGCUUCCGAGUCCGUCACGAAUAUAAGUUCGGAAGCAACCUCUAUAGCUCCAGAGCAACCGAGCAUCCAGCGACCAGGAUCGAAAGUCCCUCCCGCGGCAGUAUUUCCUGAUGUACAACCUCACGGCGGCCCAGAUGUUCGGCGCCGCUCUCGCGGUGUCACACCACUGGAAGUGUUUGACGAUGGAGAAUCAUCAAUAUUAUCUGCAACCCCAGGCGGUGUCUCGGCCACUCCAGGACCUCCGCCUCCCCCGCCAGCUCCCGCCCUUGUCGCGGUCCCCAAGGUCGACUAUUUGCUGCAGCAUGGCGGGUUGAGCCAGACCAUCCCGAAAAACCUGUUGUUGGCGGGCAAGCCAAUGGCGAUCCAACAGGCCCAAUCUGCAAGCCAACCACCCGUUGUAGUUGCACACCUCUUUGAGCCUUAUACUGCGCUCCUAGACGACUAUGAGAAAGUGAUGUCCAAGAACGGCUCCAUUGCUGUCGCAACAGGCUAUCGAUCUGUGGCACGGCGACUGCUCGAGCGGCUCGAGGCGGUCUUUGCGCGGGACAUAUCCUCCGAAGCCUGCCAAUGUCCGAUGUGUGAAUACGACGGCACGCAUGAUGUGCGGAGUGUGAGCUGGGGCGAAGUUCUGGAGCUGGUGUCUGGACGCAAAAGCCUUCCCCCAUGGCCUCCAUUUGCAUUCACACAGUCUCCCGUUGGACUGGGCAUAUCUCUCGAGCUGCAUGUGCCGAUGCAAAAGCUCGACAUCGACGUGCCAGAGGAAUAUCGAGAGCACUAUAUUCGGCAGUCGCGCAAGACAAAACAAAGCGUCGACAAAUGGCUGAACCGGCAAAGUGACUGUCCUAGCUCUCCACCUGAAGAGGUCGACGACGAGACACUUGCUUUCGCCAUCCUCACGCAUCUACCGGCUGAGCACAGGCCUGUGUUCAAAGACCUGUUGGGUAUUGUAGACCGGCCGGUCGAACCUCCUCGAAGAGCUCCAACUCCAGAAGUACAAACUCAGAAUGACACCGCGCCUCGCCUACCACGGCCUACGCCAACACCCACUCCUGCUCCGCGGACCCGGCCCGAGCAUAUUGCUACGGCUUCCCAAGCCAUUCAACGACUGUAUCGACUGCCUACGACGCCGCGAGAUUCCGAGACUGCUCUGUUCCUCCUCAACAACCCGACGUUGCACAAUGCACUGGCAACUCUGGCCGCGAUAUCCAACGAUGAAUGGGACAUACUGACCUCAGGUCGCUUUGAUGGAUUUUUGCGUAGUGGAGCCGAGGAAGUACCUUUGUCGAUGCCUGAGAUGGGUACUCCUUCUAGAGGUCCUACCCCGUAUCGACCGCCAACGAGAGGCGUGACGCCAGGCUACGUUGGUGGAUCUGCGUCUAUCUCAAACGGCAACGGAUACGGAUCGCAGCAAGGAAGUUACAGCUACGCGUCUUAUCCAAGUACAACAGCACAGUACGGGGCCCCGAUUGCGUUUGACGAAGAAACCGAACUUGCAACUUUGGCCGAGGUCGAGCGCGAAAUUUAUGCCGGCAUGGAGGCGCUCGAGGAUGCGUUUGAGGCGUUGCACGUCAAAGCAGAAACGGUCCGUCGGGAUUUACGCGAACGAGCUGCCGGUCUGGCUGCCACUGCACAACGUCGGAGAGGCAAUUUGGGUGGAGGCAUCGAGGUACGCAUGGACACCCCGGCGAGUGGCAUUCAUCCGACGUUUGCCGACGGUGGCGUCUAUGGCAAUGGCAAUGGCCACGUUCCUGGAAGCGGGAAACCUUGGGAUGCAGAAACAGAUGAUGGAUUGGGCGAGUGGGAUGGAUACAGUGAAAUCGAACCUGACGAUUCGGCGAGUAACAUCUCGAGUGCGAGGAGACGGCGGCCGAAACGGAGGAAUGAGCGACGGACUCCGGCACUGAUCGAGGAGGAAGAUGAAGAUGAAGAUGUCGUUAGUGAAGCGACGGGGAGCCCAAGGAAGCGAUGA